AAGUCGUACCUCUCUGCAGGACACGCGCUCACCGCCGCCCCUUAUCCACCGAUGCCUCCACGGGUCCCGCUCUCGUCUGAAGUUCACCUGGUCUAAUGUUUUCCAACGGAUCAAUUGGGAGAGGAUGCGGCUUCUCAUUUUCGCAACUCUAUUUGGAAUUCAUCUCCAUACAGGCCCAGCUCUGCAGAUCCAGUGCUACCAGUGUGAGGAGGUGAGGCUCAGCGACUGCUCCACGCCCGAAUACAUCGUCAACUGCACCGUCAACGUCCAGGACACCUGCCAGAAGGAGAUCCUGGUCCGGGAGGAUGGUAUCCACUACAGGCAGUCUUGUGCAUCGUCAGCUGCCUGCCUCAUCUCGUCCUCGGGGUACCAGCAGUUCUGCACCGGGAAGCUUCACUCGGUCUGCAUCACCUGCUGCAGCACCCCGCUCUGCAACGGGCCCCGGCUGAAGAAGAGACCCUACCCCUCACAUGCCCCCUCCCCCCUGCCCCCCGCCCCCCUACUGGCCCCCCUUCUGGCCCUGCUGCUGCCACCCCUCCUUGCUCUGACAUAGACCCAACGCACACCCACCCACACGACUGAAGUGGCGGACAUUACAAGGUCUCAUUACAACACAGAUUGUUUUUGAAGGAUGAGUGCUUAAGUUGCCUUCUUCAGUCAACCCCCCCCCACACACACACACA
This is a messenger RNA of Hypomesus transpacificus, 683 nucleotides long. Its product is annotated as ly6/PLAUR domain-containing protein 1-like. Gene Ontology annotation, molecular function: acetylcholine receptor inhibitor activity. Gene Ontology annotation, biological process: acetylcholine receptor signaling pathway. The record is from RefSeq and is a predicted model, not a curated record. NCBI's taxonomy places the organism in Eukaryota, Metazoa, Chordata, Actinopteri, Osmeriformes, Osmeridae. The coding region runs from base 125 to 553 and encodes 142 amino acids. The transcript is spliced from 3 exons.